AUGCAGGCACCUUUUCGAAAUGCCGAAAUGGAGCCCAAACAGCAACAACGGAAAGGAGGGCGUAGAGCUGCAUCAUUUGUGUUCGUUAUGGCGGCCCUAGAGACGUUGACAUUCAGUUCGAAUGCUGUGAGCUUGUUCAAUUACUUUCAUGGGUACAUGAACUUCAGCUUGACCAAGUCAGCUAACGCCCUCACAAAUUACAUGGGCACGGCUUUUUUGCUUUCCCUCUUUGGAGGACCCAUUUCAGAUACUUACAUCUCAAGGUUCAAGACCUGUCUUGUCUUCGGAACCAUACAAGCAAUGGGAUACGCUUUGUUAGCCGUACAAGCCCACCUAAAACAGCUCAGACCCUUUCCUUGCAAAGAUGUCCAAACCAACCAAUGUGAAGCGGCCAGCACGAAUCAGGAGGCCAUGCUAUUCACGAGCCUCUAUCUCGUGGCCCUCGGAAAUGGGGGUGUCAAGGCUGCCCUGCCUUCCCUCGGGGCAGACCAAUUCGACUCAAGGGACCCCAAGGAAGCUCCUUGCCUCUCUAGCUACUUCAAUUGGUACUACUUUUUUGUGAACAUAGGGGCCAUUCUCGGGUUGACUUUUAUUGUCUGGAUUAAUACGAACACGGGUUGGGAUUGGGCAUUUGCCGUGUGCGCCAUGGCUAUAGUGAUGGGUGUGCUGGCCCUGAGCAUGGGCCGUUGUUGGUACCGGCAUAAUGUGCCCCAGGGGAGUCCAAUUACUAGAAUUCUGCAGGUGUUUGUUGUGGCAUUUAAGAACAGGAAUAUGCCGUUGCCAGAGAACGAAGAGGAGUUGCAUGAAGUUGGUGAUAAAGAAGCUGAGCACACUGAGAUUCUGCUAAGGACUGAUCAAUUCAGAUUACUUGACCGUGCAGCCAUAUUAAAGCAUGGGGCAGACACAACAACAGCAUGGAACACGUGCACCAUCACGCAAGUCGAGGAGACCAAAAUCCUGGUUCGCAUGAUUCCCCUCAUCCUCACCACCUUCUUCAUGAACAUCUGCCUCGCCCAGCUCCAAACCUUCUCCAUCCAACAAAGCAACACCACAAACCGCAGGAUCGGAAACUUCGAGAUCCCCCCAUCCUCCGUCGGCGUCAUCCCUCUCCUAUUCGUAUUCCUCCUCAUCCCACUAUACGACCGCACGUUUGUCCCACUGGCCAGAAAAAUCACGACAAACCCAAACGGCAUCACGCAGCUCCAGAGAAUUGGGGCCGGCCUUGCACUCUCGGCCUUAUCCAUGGGGGUCGCAGGUCUUGUGGAGGUGCGCAGGAAAGGCCUAGGCCUAGGGCAGCAGCGGAUGACUGUCUUCUGGCUGCUCAUCCAAUACGCAGUUUUCGGGGUGGCCGAAGUGUUUGUGCUCGUGGGGCUCCUGGAUUUCUUCUACACCGAGAGCUCGUCCCGGAUGAAGUCCCUGGGGACGGCCAUCUCCUGGUGCUCCUACGCGUUUGGCUACUACGGGAGCUCGGUUGCCGUGAGCGUGGUCAACAGGGCCAGCGGGGGUUGGCUGGCCAAUGCUGAUUUGAACAAGGAUAGAUUGGAGUACUUCUAUUGGCUUCUCGCGGGGCUCAGCACGCUCAAUCUCGGGGUCUACUUGUUGUGUGCGUCGUGGUACAGGUACAACAAGUUGAAGUUGGAGGUGGUGAGACCAAGGGAUUCGUGUUAA
Molecule: messenger RNA, 1668 nt
Organism: Striga hermonthica
Lineage: Eukaryota; Viridiplantae; Streptophyta; Magnoliopsida; Lamiales; Orobanchaceae
Source: the annotation of a GenBank genome assembly